This is a messenger RNA of Trametes versicolor FP-101664 SS1, 1251 nucleotides long. RefSeq names its product cysteine proteinase. Bases 113 to 994 code for a protein of 293 amino acids. Gene Ontology annotation, biological process: protein deubiquitination. Gene Ontology annotation, molecular function: cysteine-type deubiquitinase activity. The record is from RefSeq and is a predicted model, not a curated record. The transcript has 4 exons. NCBI's taxonomy places the organism in Eukaryota, Fungi, Basidiomycota, Agaricomycetes, Polyporales, Polyporaceae.
CCCCACACAGCUGCUGUCAUACAUCAUCGUAUAUCACUCUCACUGCGGGGUACACUCCACUAAACCAUACCCGCUAUCUUCUCCCCCACAUCGACUCGGAGUCUCCACACACAUGGGUGCUAAGAAGAACAAACUCAAGAGGAUGCUCUCGCCGACCACACCGCCGCCGCCGGAAGCAACCGCGGACGACGAUGAGCUCAUGGACGACCUCUUCGCGCAACUCGACUCCAAGGACGGCGCGGUCCGCCACGAGUCCGCGACGGUGCUGAACGAGAUGCAGAUCGACCGGGUCGCCGACCAGCUCGAGUCCGUGCCCAAGAAGGACGGAAAGGCGAGACACAAAGCGCGACAGGCGAGAAAAGCCGCCGCGCUCGCAGAAACAUACGCACCCACAGACGUCGAGGCCGACGCGCGCCUCGAGCGCCAGGCGAAGGACGAAGAGGAGCAGAUCAAGAAAACGUGCGACGAGCUCGGGCUGCUCCUACACGAGAUCAACCCCGACGGGCACUGCCUCUUCUCCGCCGUCGCAGACCAGCUCGCGCUCCUCGGCGUGCUCCCCGCCUCGCAGGCGACGUACGCGACGUGCCGGCGCGCCGCGGCCGACUUCAUCCACGCGCACCCGGACGACUUCCUGCCAUUCCUACCGUCCGAGGUGGGCGAGGACACGGCGGGCGCGACGGAGGCAGGGUUCAUGACGCGCGCGCAGUUCGACCGGUACUGCGCGCGCAUGCGCGACACCGCGAUCUGGGGCGGGGAGCCGGAGGUCGUCGCGCUGAGCCGCGCGUAUGGCGUCGCGAUACACGUCGUGCAGGGCGGGCAGCCGCCGGUGGUUGUGCACGAUCCGGCGGAUCCGGCGGGCCAGAAGACGGAGGCGGAGGGGGGCAAGCGGACGGUGUAUAUCAGCUAUCAUAGGCGACUGUAUGGGCUGGGAGAGCAUUACAACUCGUUACGACCGAAGACGUUCGCCAACUCCCUCCGAUCUGUUUUCCAAUGACUAUCGGCCGGGGAGCACCAGAAAGCGCCAAGAGGACUUCCGGCGGUGCCUUUGCGAUGGGCUUCUUGAAUGUCGAUACACGUGCUGGAAGUUUUGGCUUUAGGAAGGCCAUGGCUCACGGGAGUUGAUGAAGGUGUGAGGUGUGUACGGCAGUGUACCUCAAAACCUGUAUUUGUGUCCGGGCAGCUCAGUACGUAAACACGUUCCGUCGCACAAGUAUAUAUAUCCACGGUUACAGUGCAAUAAAUGUAUUUCAG